AUGCGCGUGAAUACGACGAAAGUCGAGAAGGCAACCGGCCUCCCCGGCGAGCAGCCCGGAAUCCAUUCAUUGUUGCUUUGCAAAUGCUGUCGACGCUGGAACGGCAAGGCCUUCUACAUCCACGUAUUUGCUUCGCAAUUCGUCGACUCGCCAAAGACCAAGGAAAAAUGGUUAUCCUACCUCGAGAUUCUUCGGACAGGCGAGGAUGCCAGUGUGGUGGAUACCACGCUCAUUUAUGAGGAGGACAUCUUCGACUGGGUAGCGCAACCGUUUGAGCCGCUCUUCGCCAAGCUCGCGCCUGCCUCGGAGCCAGGAACCAAGAUGACCCUGGAGAAAUGGCUAUGGCCAGACGCCUUUUACCUUGUCUUGGACGUCGUAGGCGAGGAGCGAAUACCACGCCUGGUUGAAGGCAAGGAUCCUCCGUACCACAAGGUUACGGCUUGGAUAGACGACGAGGUCGUCGACGAUGUAGAGACGUGGACUUCCUUAUACGACCCGGCCGGUAUCGUUCUGAGCUCUGAUGAUCCCGAAGCUGCCUUCUUCGACCGACCUAGGAGAGUGCUCAUUGACAACGAAACGACAGCAUGCUUCUUUAAAGAGUGCGUUUCGGGCGCCCAAACCAUAAAUGAGCUUGAAGCGUAUAGGAAGAUCGCGGCUUCGAACUUGGACGCCAAGCUGCAUAUAUGCCGCCUUCACGGCGUUGUGGCGGAUUUGAAGUACGGCGCGUUCUAUGGCUUACUUCUGACCUACAUCGAUUCCAAGCCGUGUUCCUUGAGGUACCAUGUCGAUCCUACCGAACCUGAUGUUUCUCUCAGAGCCAAAUGGGCAAACCAGGUUGAGGCCGCAGUUUCAGCACUGCACGCCGCCGGGAUCGUUUGGGGAGAUGUCAAAGCAGAGAAUGUCCUGGUCGAUAAGGAUGACAAUGCCUGGAUCAUCGAUUUUGGAGGUGGCUACACCCGUGGCUGGGUAGAUCAGCAGCUUGCUGGAACUGUCGAAGGUGAUGUUGCUGGUCUGGCAAAGCUCAGAGAGUUUAUAUUUCAAGAUGAGAACCAGCAUCCGUGGUGGUUAGAAUAG
Molecule: messenger RNA, 1074 nt
Organism: Canariomyces notabilis
Lineage: Eukaryota; Fungi; Ascomycota; Sordariomycetes; Sordariales; Chaetomiaceae
Exons: 3
Coding region: 1-1074 (357 amino acids)
Biological process (GO): protein phosphorylation
Molecular function (GO): ATP binding; protein kinase activity
Source: RefSeq, a predicted model, not a curated record